Molecule: messenger RNA, 3747 nt
Organism: Oncorhynchus mykiss (rainbow trout)
Lineage: Eukaryota; Metazoa; Chordata; Actinopteri; Salmoniformes; Salmonidae
Source: RefSeq, a predicted model, not a curated record
AGUACCGAGAGAGCCACCGUACCGAGACACAUUGGAGCUGGAAUACAGUCACUUAGGACUCGAUUAUGUUUAGAUUCAUGUUUAUUUUAUCAAAGACAAGGUUAUUUAUUUUCCAGCGUGAGGUCUACAGUUAUAUUUAUUAAUGAUGUCACGUCAGCGUUUCGUCUUAUUAGGUAGCUAGAUAGCCACAUAUUUAUUAUUGCGCUGCCAACCCUUGUUCCUUUCCUGUGUCAAUGAUUCUCCUACCCUCACUCUUAUGGCGGAGACUAAAAUAAUAUAUCACAUUGACGAGGAGGAGACUCCUUAUCUUGUGAAAUUAUCCGUUUCUCCUGAGAAAGUCACUUUAGCGGAUUUUAAAAAUGUCCUCAACAAUCGUCCGGUCAAUAGCUACAAAUUCUUCUUCAAAUCCAUGGACCAGGAUUUUGGGGUUGUCAAAGAGGAGAUUUCCGACGACAACGCCAAGUUGCCCUGCUUCAACGGGAGAGUGGUGUCCUGGCUCGUCCUGGCAGAGAGCUCUCACUCUGAUGGGGGGUCCCAGUGUACAGAGAGCCACCCAGAGCUGCCACCCCCCCUGGAGAGGACAGGGGGCAUCGGUGACUCCCGCCCACCCUCCUUCCAUGCCAACGCGGUGAGCAGUCGGGACGGCCUGGACACAGAGACGGGCACAGAGUCCCUCCUGAGCCACCGUAGGGAGAGAGAGAGAGAACGUGCCCGGAGGAGAGCACGAGAGACUGAAAUCCCUCGAAUCAACGGCCACUCUAAGUCGGAGCGCACAGCAAGGGACUCCGCCAUGGGCUAUGACAGUGCCUCAGUAAUGAGCAGUGAGCUAGAGUCCAGCUCCUUCGUCGACAGUGAGGAAGAUGAGGACGCUAGCAGGGGUGCUGCCCUGCGGCUGACCCUGUGCUGCUCACAACCUGCAGUACUCAGCAGCUCCACGGAACAGAGCUCGUCCUCUCAGCUGAUGCGCAGACAUAAACGCCGCAGACGGAGGCACAAAGUGGCCAAAAUAGACAGGUCUUCGUCUUUCAGCAGCAUCACCGAUUCCACAAUGAGUCUAAACAUCAUCACUGUCACACUCAACAUGGAGAAGUAUAACUUCCUGGGUAUCAGUAUCGUGGGGCAGAGUAACGACCGGGGGGACGGGGGGAUCUACAUCGGCUCCAUCAUGAAGGGAGGAGCUGUGGCUGCAGAUGGCAGGAUAGAACCUGGGGACAUGCUCCUACAGGUGAACGAUGUGAACUUUGAGAACAUGAGCAACGAUGACGCUGUGAGGAUCCUGAGAGAGAUUGUCUCCAAAACAGGUCCUAUUAGUCUUACUGUGGCCAAGUGUUGGGACCCGUCUCCGCGAAGCUACUUCACCAUCCCCCGGGGUAAGACACUCACCGAUGUUCCACCAACAACAGCUGAACCAGUGAGGCCCAUCGACCCUGCUGCCUGGAUCUCCCACACAACUGCCCUGACCGGACCCUACCCACACUACGAAUUUGACGACUUGCCGCUAUCUGCGAGUAAGACGGACAUAUCAACCAUCGUCAAGGUGAUGCAGCUGCCUGACUCUGGUCUGGAGAUCCGGGACAGGAUGUGGUUGAAGAUCACCAUUGGCAACGCUGUCAUCGGUGCUGACGUGGUGGACUGGCUCUACUCGAGGGUGGAGGGCUUCAAGGACAGGAGAGAUGCCAGGAAGUAUGCCAGCAGUCUGCUGAAACAUGGUUAUCUGAGACACACCGUCAACAAGAUCACCUUCUCAGAGCAGUGCUACUACACCUUCGGAGACCUCUGCCAAAACAUGGCGUCUCUCAACCUGAACGAGGGUUCCAGUGGUGGGGGCUCUGAGCAGGACACCCUGGCCCCCCUCCCCCCCCCUGCCACCAACCCGUGGCCCCUGGGGGGUCAGCCAUUCCCCUACCCCCCCUUCCCCUCCGCACCUGCAGGCUUCCCUCCGGGCUACUCAGACCCCUGCCACAGUUUCCACAGUGGGAGUGCUGGCAGCCACAACAGUGAGGGAAGCAGAAGCAGUGGAUCCAACCCCAGUGUGGGUAUUGGGACAGGGAAGGGCCCUAGCCGACGCUCCUCCCCACAAGAGAAGGGUCACAGAUCCACAUGCAGUGAAUCCGAGCCACCGGGCAUCCUAGGGGCGAGGCGCCCUGGUGAUAGGUCCGCCAGCCAGUUGAGUCAUCACAGCAGCCAUGCCCACUCCAGCAACAGCCACGCCCGCUCGGGUUUCAGCCAUGCCCAGUCUCACAGGAGCCACUGUCAGUCACUGAACAGCCACGCCCACAGCCACGCCUCCUUCACCUACAAACACGCCCCUUUCACCCAGCCUGGGCUUGGCUCAUGUGGCCACAGUGAGCGAAGCCACGCCUCCUCCUACGGCCCCCCUGGCCUGCCCCCCCCAUACUGCCUGGCCCGGUUGGCCCCUAAGACCUCCGUCAGCAGCAGCACCCCUCCCGGGGCCCCCCCAGUACGGGAGCUAGGAGCCGUCCCCCCUGAGCUCACGGCCAGCCGCCAGUCCUUUCAGCACGCUAUGGGAAAUCCCUGUGAGUUCUUUGUUGACAUCAUGUGACAGACAGGACAGUGCCUUUUAAAAACUUGCUGAGCACAAACAACUCCCCCGUCCAACUGCCUGACGCCUGACGCCUGUCCGUCCCGCCUCUCCUUUUCUUCUUUACCUCUCUGCUACUGACUAUCCCUGAGUUAAGAAUGUAGACGCUGGUCCCCUCCCUCCAUCUGAUGUCGGAGCAGGGGAAGACAGCAGACUAGAGCACCACAGAACAGAUGAGAGUCCUGCUAUCACACAAACACACAGAGCCUCAGUGUCUGAACUGGACCCCUGCCAGCUCCUUUGUAUUGACGUGACAUGUAGAGUUUGUGAAAUCGAUGUGAGUGUUGUUCAAUAUGGUGAUCCUUGUGAGCUGCCACACAGACAGUCCAGUUCUGAGAGCAUGUACUUACUCUAUGUGGAGUAUGACUACCUGCUGUUUGUAGAACCUGACAUCCAGGCCAACUGACUGGGUCUGGAUCUCAAUCCCCCAGACCCACCCAGAGCCCUUGCCAAUGGUCUAAAGGGAGAAUCCAUACACUGGAGAAGUUUAGUGAUAUUUAUGUGAUCAUGAUGUUGCAUUGACGGUCAGUGUCAUACCUCUCUCUAUGACACAUUUACAAUCACACAUGGUUUCCCUCUCUGUGACUCAGUGGCCAGGACUGUCCUAGCUGUGCUUUGUCCAAUGUCUCAUUAAUAAUGCAGUCAAUUGGCCCGUGACCUCCACAACAGACAUGUGUUUGAGGUCUACUACCUGAAACAGAACUAAGCUGAUCAUCACCAGUUAAAGACAACAGGGUCGCUGAAAGUGGAUGGAUGUCCCCCUCCAGUCAUCAGUGUUGACAGAAUCAGAGAUAACCAAAGCUUCACACAGUGAGGUGUGUAGUUCUGUACAGUGUAGGUAUUGUUCUGUGAUAUCACCAGAUGAUUUCUGAUGAAAAAUUAUUAUUUUGAAACAAAUGAAUACAGCUGUGUUUGAGUCUACCGACAACACACAAACGGUGUGGUGCAUAAGACCUUUCUAUCACGGCACUGUCCUAAUUAUUUGAGCACUUUUUAAUUGUCUCGCUCUCUCUCUGGCCCUUUAGUAUGAAACACUGUUUGCAAUCAAAGCUUCGUCCGUCGUUUUGUUUCUUUACAAAAAGAGGAAUAAAUUGUACAUAGAAAUGUAUUAUAUAUAAGAAUAAAAAAAUAUAUAUGUACAAAGA